Molecule: messenger RNA, 1372 nt
Organism: Glossina fuscipes
Lineage: Eukaryota; Metazoa; Arthropoda; Insecta; Diptera; Glossinidae
Product: protein lifeguard 1-like
Exons: 6
Coding region: 267-1280 (337 amino acids)
Cellular component (GO): membrane
Source: RefSeq, a predicted model, not a curated record
AUCCAGAAUCAUCCAAAACAAGAGUGCCUAAGAAGAAAAUUGCAAAAUUGUUCUUUAGUAAAUUUGAGAAGAAAGAUAAAACAAAUUUUCAGAUUAAUUGUAAAAAUUGUUUUAAAAGGUAUUUUUUUUAUCUAUUUCAAGUAGAAAGGAAAGCUUUAAUUUGUUAGCAAAAACUAUAGAUACAACUAUAGACUUAACUUUGUAAAAGAUAGUGUUUUGAAAAUUGGGUUAUUGUGUGCCGAAGCAGACUCUUUGUCUGAAACAUAAUGUCCUGGCAAGGUGGUGCUUAUUACCAAGAUCCUAACCAACCGUUCUAUGGUGGCGGCGCUUAUCCUCCGCCACAAGGCGGUUAUCCUCCACCACAAGGUGGUUAUCCUCCACCACAAGGUGGUUAUCCACCACCCGGUGGCUAUGCAGCACCGGCUGGAGGUUACCCGCCACCCGGUGGUUAUGCAGCGCCCGCUGGCGGUUAUCCUCCCCCUGGUGGUUAUGGUGCGCCUGAUGGCGGUUACCCUCCUGGCGGGUACGUACCACAACCUGGUUUUAUUCAACCACCUCCGAUGAGUCCCGGUUACGGGGCUUACGAUGAUCCUGAAGCACCGAAAAAUUUCUCCUUUGACGAUCAAACCGUUCGUAAAGGCUUCAUUCGGAAAGUCUAUAUGAUUUUAAUGGGUCAAUUGAUGGUAACUUUCGGAUUUGUGGCUUUAUUUACUUUCCAUCAACCCACUAAAGAUUUUGCCAGGCAUAAUCCGGCUCUAUUUUGGGUGGCUUUGGCUGUUCUCUUAGUAACCAUGAUUGCAAUGGCUUGCUGUGAAGGUGUACGACGUAAAACUCCUAUGAACUUCAUAUUUUUGGGUCUAUUCACUUUGGCUGAAUCAUUUCUUUUGGGCAUGACCGCUGGCAACUACGCUGCAAAUGAGGUUCUUAUGGCAGUCGGAAUAACAGCUGCCGUGUGCUUCGCAUUAACGCUAUUCGCUAUACAAACCAAGUAUGAUUUUACCAUGUGCGGUGGUGUGCUGCUGGCAGUUAUGGUUGUUUUCUUGAUAUUCGGAAUUGUGGCUAUUUUCAUACCCGGAAAAAUAAUGACAAUAGUUUAUGCUUCGUUGGGAGCUGUAAUCUUCUCCAUUUAUUUGAUUUACGAUACCCAAUUGAUGAUGGGAGGGGAGCACAAGUACUCAAUCAGUCCCGAGGAAUAUAUAUUUGCUGCUUUAAAUCUAUACUUGGAUAUUGUCAACAUUUUCAUAUAUAUCUUAACUCUCAUAGGAGCUACCAGGGAUUAAGAAAAGCAAAAAGGAAACGAAAGGUAGUAUAUAUGGUAAGAAGAUGAAAAACCAAAUUUUAAAUUGAUGUUAGUUAAACAGUAAAGUUUAAA